CUGAUCACUUCAUUAUUUUGUUUGUAACCACAGCUGGUGAUUAUUCUGACCUGUCAUCUGAGAUGAUCAACUUCAUUGAUGACACCUACAAACUGGUUUUCAUGGAGAUGGAACAGCUACUGGCAAGACACGAGGCAAAACAAAAUGAUCAUGACUCUGAUUUGGCACACAACUCAGCAACACGACAGUUCUCAUGGGCAGAAUUGGCUGGAAGACGCCCAAAAUCAGUGGAGAGUAAAGAUUUGCACCUGACAAUGCGGAGACGAUCUGAAUUUCAAUUAAAUUCGAAUGAUGGCAACAACCUGAGUCCCAAGUUGAACCCUCCAGCGCUGAGCUGUGUGCAGAGUGAGGUACUUGGAACCUCUGUCUGUGCUGUCCUCAGGUCAGAUCGUGAACAGAUGCUUGCUGUUAGUGAACAGCUGAAAGGAAAGUUGCUUCCAUCGACACUGAGAAGCUUCAUUUGGCUGGAUAAGCUGCUGAAAAUGAAUGAAAAGUACCAGACCAGAGCUUCAGUAGAAAAUGUUGAGAAAACUACCAGGGAAAGGUUUGGGUGGGUACUUGAACGCAGAGUGGCUGAACUGAAACUGAGAAGUGCGACACGUUCUCCUAUUUCAGGACUAGUAGAAAAUGCUGUAGUUGAGAAAUUUGAGAAGACACCCUGCAUGCAGCCCUUUGCCACAAAUGAGCAGAUGAUUUUAGAAGCCAGCAAAGCACUCAAUGUCCUAUACGUUUAUGAUGGAACCUACCAACCACACCUAAUAUACUGGCUCUUUCCUCUUCAGAUUGCUUUUAAAAAUGCCUCAUCCAAGUCUGAACAUCCGUAUGAGUUGGCAAUGUAUCUGCACCUGCUCAUUGACAAUGUAUUCCCAACUUGGCCGGAAGUUUUUGGAAUGGCUGAAAAAGUGAUGAAUCGUUUAGGAAAUGAAGACCCAAUACUCUUUGCUCACCUUCAUUCUUCAUUCACCAAGAAUGCCUUAAUUGAUCCCAAAGAAUUCCUACUGGAGCAAGUUGCGCGGGAAAAGGCACAGGUUCAGCAGUUACAUAGUAUUGGGCACAACUCUGAAGAUAUGCAACACAUAAGCAAAGAAUUGCUGAAAAACCCAAUUAUACUCCUCAGGAAAUGGAUCGGAGAGGGUUUUGUAGGCAUCUUGGACAUGCCAGCCAUGUUGCUGAUCUGGGACCAGCUCUUUAUGCAAGACUGGAAGCCGCGGGUGAUGGAAGAUUUCUGCCUGACAAUCCUCUUGUUACUGAGGGAACCUUUGAUAGAGUCUGAUGAUCAUCACAGUCUGAAACAAGUAUUCUAUUCUCAUGCCAGCCACCUAUACACAGUAGAUAUUCAAAGAUCUUGGAUCCAUUUGCAACAAGGUGGCCUACCAGCUGAUAUUCCAGGAUUAAACCAAUUUAAAAUGAAGAAUCUGUAUGGACCAAACCCAAAGAACAAAAGAGCUUUGACAGGUUUCAGUGACACAGAUACUAAAGGCAUAUCGGGUGAGAUCCGACCUAUUGGAAUAAAGAACAUUUCCGUGAAACUAAAUUUGCUGAAAUCUAAAUUAGAGGAAUGGUUAAUGGAGUUCAAUCCACUUGCUAUAAAGUUAUCUGUUUCUGUGUUUCAUGGAAACUUAAAAUUACGCUCAAAGCCAUCUCUUUCUCUGCCAACCCUUCUGAAAUGGACUGAAGAAAGUACAUCCAAUGAACCAGCAGUGAUUGAAGUAACUCUUAAGUUUAAUGAUAUAUUUGAGUUUGAAUCACUUGAUUUAAGUGAGUUCAAAGUCACGAAUUCAGCUGGCCAACCAUAUGUUGUUAUCAAAGCGGUGUAUUGUCCCACUAUGAAAGAUUUUGGACCAAUACCCAUUGGCUGGGUUAAGGUAGACCUAUUCCAUCAGGAAACCACACCAUCCGGGCUAGUAUGGGCACCUCAACCACAGUCCCUGGGCAUUAUACUGUAUCCGGGAAAUGUCCCUGACAAUAUUAUUGAUGGAGCUCCACCUUAUUGCAAUUCAGAACAUGUCCAGCAAGGGUCAGAGAUCACACUAAUUGCUUAUGAUCCAUUCCUCGAAAAGCAGAAGCAUCAAGACCAGGAAACAGAGGAGAAAAAAUCGUUACCCUCUGAUGAACACAUUCGAACUGUAUCAUGGGUUGCUCACAAUCCAACUGUCGAAUUACCAGAUGCUUCAAUGGUAAAUGAGCCCUUUGAUCUGUACAUUGAUGCAAUACGUUAUAUUCCAGACAAUGCAACCAUCACCAAGGUGACUGGACGACUAAUGCAUUCAGGCCGGGAUAACAUUCCUGACAUCUUAGCUUUCCCUGUACUCACCAGCCAAGCAAGGUGCUCAGAAUUCCGUUAUUGCAUGACUGUAAAUGUGAAAGGCAAAGAAACUCUAGAUCUUGAGGCAGUUGUUUUACUUAGAGUUUACACAAUCGAUUCUGACACUGGCAAACUGGCUGUUAUAGGGAACACUGUGAUUUCCUUGUUUAAUGAACGUGGAGAGUUAAAUGUUGGAGGAUUCCAAGUUAAACUGAGAGGAGGGAUGCCAUCAAAAGAACAGACUCUUCUCACUGCAUCAUCACUGAAUCAUCAUCCUAUCAUACCAUGCUGCAGUUUAUUAAUACGACUUUUACCACACACAAAGGAGCCCAUUCCUCCUCCAGACUACUUGAGUGGAUUUUACUUCACAGAGAAUGCAAAACCAAAUAACUCUGAGCUAGAAAUAAUUUCAUCCUUCCAACUGGAGAAGGAAUUUACAGCCUCUGUGAGUGAUGCAGCAGCAAACCUAAUGAGCAAGGAGCGGGCUGAAGUUCCUCCUGAACAGUGGAAAGCUUGGUAUGAGGAAAGACUCGAUGGCAGGAAACACCUCCCAUCUCAGCAUCCACCAGAGCACCUCAAUAUAUUCCAUAUGGUUCGAUAUCGUCAAAGAGCUGGAAUACGCAUUCGAAUUAUCCAGGUUCAUGGGUUGAACGGAGAUGGCUUUUAUGUGAAUGGUUUUGCCAGAAUCCUUAAAGGAGGCAGUACAUUGCGAAUGCCUGAGAUAGCAGAAUUCAAUGAGAAAUUCUUGACCCGUAAGCAUGAUUUUUCCAGCCUUCAGAGAUCACCGUGCUGGAUAGAUCCAUCUCAGGUGUUACAUCCAACCUGGGAUAUCCACAGUGUGCUGCUAGUCCAGAUAUUUGGCAUCAAUGUUAUUUACACUCCUGAUCAUCGUGGUCAAGAACCAGGACAGGUCACAUCACGUUCAGGAAGAGAGCCAGACCAAGAUGAUUUGUUACAGUUUGGAUGGUCAGCAAUCCCUCUUUUUCACGGCCCCUAUGUGAAGACAGGAGUGCAUAAUGCUCCACUGUUUCAAGGCUCUCCUCAUGCUAUGAGCACUGCUGGGAAUGUAAUAGUUAUCAUCAACCAGCUGAUUUCACAGAAUCCUAUAAACACACGAAGAGGCCUUUUGGGUCAUCUUGCCAUAUCAGUCGCCUGCGCCUAA
Molecule: messenger RNA, 3467 nt
Organism: Amblyraja radiata (thorny skate)
Lineage: Eukaryota; Metazoa; Chordata; Chondrichthyes; Rajiformes; Rajidae
Exons: 24
Coding region: 63-3467 (1134 amino acids)
Source: RefSeq, a predicted model, not a curated record